Molecule: messenger RNA, 4621 nt
Organism: Cyprinus carpio (common carp)
Lineage: Eukaryota; Metazoa; Chordata; Actinopteri; Cypriniformes; Cyprinidae
Gene: cd109
Product: CD109 molecule
Exons: 33
Coding region: 115-4458 (1447 amino acids)
Cellular component (GO): extracellular region
Molecular function (GO): endopeptidase inhibitor activity
Source: RefSeq, a predicted model, not a curated record
CUCUCAGGUGUGUAGGUGGAGUGAUGCAGGAUCAGGUGUUGGAUGGCUCUUUAAAAGCAUGUGUUAGACUCAGUUAAGUUCAGUUACUGCUUUCGUUGGAGCGUCACACCUGCGAUGGAGUGGCUUCAAGUCUCUGGAGUCCUGGCAAGUUUAUUACUCUGCAGUGGAGCUCUAACCACGCCGAGCCCAGCACAGAAUCCCUCCUAUCUCAUAUCCAUCUCUGAAGUUCUACGCUGUGGCGUCCCGACCUCUUUAUCAGUCACCAUUCUGGCAGAGUAUCCCAUCAAAGUCACGGCUGAACUCAUCCACGGAAACAGCAGUGUGGCCCAAACAGAGAGCACCAUCCCAGCAGGCUCUACCAGACUGCUGGCUCUUCCCCCCGUCUUUUCUGAUGACAUGAGUUACUGGUAUCCAUAUCAGCUGGAUGUUAAGGGGUUUGUUGGCACUAAUCAAGUGUUCUCCAACUCCACCACGAUGGUCUUCAGUCCCAAGUGCAUGUCCGUCUUUAUCCAGACCAAUAAGAACAACUACCAACCAGGGCAGACGGUGAAAUUUCGGGUUGUAUUGGUUACACCUGAAGGAAAUCCGCACAAGGGUCAGAUCGAUAUUUUUAUCAGGGAUCCCAAGGGGAAUUUGAUUCGACAGUGGCUGUCUGUGGAUGGUUUUCUAGGUGUUGUGUCGAAAGAGCUGAACCUCUCUCAGAACCCGCCGCUCGGCCCGUGGAAGAUCGUAGCUGGAAUCAAUGAUGUUGUACAUGAGAGAGUGUUCACUGUGGACUUCUAUGUGCUGCCUAAAUUCGAGGUGAAGGUGGACGUCCCCUCUGCCCUGCAUUAUGAAGAUAUACUGACCGGGAAGGUCACAGCCAAGUAUUUUUAUGGGAAGCCCGUCAGUGGGAUGAUGUCUGUCACAUAUGUCCACUUUUUCGAUGGCCUUGAGAAGCGUUACCAACUUAAAGAAACAAUUGAUGGUUCUGCUGCUCUCACAUUUGAUGUGGAGAACUCCAAACGGUUAGGUGACUACAUAUAUUCCUAUUAUGAUGAAUAUGGGCCCAGUGAAUAUGUCGACAUUGCCGUGAAUGUCACAGAUGCUACAGGGUUAACCUACAACAGCAGCGCGAGGGUUUCUAUCGUGAAGAAUAAAUAUAAUCUGGAAUUUCUGCAGCAUCCACAGAUCAUAAAACCCUCCAUGACCUUCACUGCUCAGCUGAAGUUAAGCACCUAUGACAGCCGGCCGCUGUCAGCUGAAGAGCAGAGCAGAAGCGUGCAGCUGGCGGUGACCCAGAACAAGUUCAGCCCCUGGACGUGGAUGUGGAACAGCGAAGAAUCCCCAGACAAUCGCACAACGAUCAACGGACCAACGACCAGCUUCUCUCCCCUUUACGAUAUUCCAGUCGAAAAUAUGGAUCUUCCUGUUACUGCUGAUGGCGUGAUGUCUUUUCAGAUUCAACUCUCUGACAGCGUUGCCACGCUUGAUAUAGAGGCCCGGUUUGAAGACACAGUCCAGCGUCUUCAGCUCUACAGGAGUUAUUCUUCACCGAGCAGAUCCUACAUACAGCUUCACAGAGACAGUGAGCCUCAGGUUGGACAGCCGCUGUUUUUGACUUUGGAGAGCAAUUCUAACCUGACAGAAUUUCACUACCUUGUGAUGUCCCGCGGUCGGGUGGUGGAUGCUGGGACGGUACAUUCCUCCUCCUUCAGUCUGAACACAGAUCACUCUUGGACUCCACUGGCUUGUGUGAUGGUGUACCACACGCUUCCAGACGGAGAGAUUGUUAAUGAUGCUCUGCAAGUUACUUUCACACAAGUGCUGAGAAACACGGUAUCUCUGAGCUGGAGUCAGGAUCGUGCCGAACCAGCAGAUUCCGUCUCUCUCUCCGUGUCUGUAUCCGAGCCCGGAUCUCUGCUGGGAAUUCUGGUGGUAGACGCAGCAGCAUUGGACUCCAGCAAAGACAAUGGCAUCACAGAGAAGACAGUGCUGGAGGAAUUCAUGUCGUAUAGCAGAGAGAUGACCCAUGCGGAUUACAGCAGCGUGAAAAUGGGAGAUCCGUAUUCCAUAUUCAUGGCAGAAAGGAGUCAAUUAUUCGCUAUGUUCCCAGGGCCCGAACACUUUAUGAAUCAGCAGGAUAGCGGUGCUUUUCAGGAGCCCAGAAAGCGAACAGACUUUCCUGAAACCUGGAUCUGGCUGGAUGCUAAUGUGAGUAAUUCUGCCUUGGAGUCCUUCCAGUUCACCGUGCCAGACAGCUUGACCUCCUGGGUAGCCUUUGCCAUCGUCAUGUCAGAGAAUCUGGGUUUGGGCAUCAGCGCUCCUGCAGAGUUGACUGUGUUCCGAGAUUUCUUUGUGUCCCUGAAUCUCCCGGCGUUCCUGAUCCGUGGGGAACUGCUAAUGCUGGAAGUCAAUUUAUUCAACUAUUUGGAUGUAGAUAUGGAGGUGAUGGUUGUGGUUGCAGAAAGUUGGAUGUUUGAGUUUGUGUCACCAGACAAUGGAGGAUUUUCCUUGGACAACGUGAAGAAAGCCUUAGUGUUGAGUCAGAACAUCACAACGCUUCUGUUCCCCAUCAGAGCCACAACCCUGGGAGAGAUUCCCAUCUCCGUCAAAGCCACGUCUGUCUACUCUUCAGACUGGGUCUACAAGACGGUUCUUGUCAAGCCAGAGGGACUGGAGCAAUCAUACUCUCAAACCUUGUUUCUGGAGUUUCAACUGAAGGAGAACAUGCUGACUAGGACAAUGUCGUUUAGUUUUCCUGCAAAUGUGGUUCCUGACAGUCAAAGGGCCAGUGUGUCUGCUGUGGGUGACAUUCUGGGCCCGUCCAUUGGCAAUCUGGACUUUCUCAUUGAGAUGCCUUACGGUUGUGGAGAGCAGAACAUGAUCCAUUUUGCUCCAAAUAUUUAUGUUCUCCAGUACAUGAGAAGCACCAUGCAGACUGAUGAACAGACCAGAAACAAAGCUAUGAGCUACAUGAUGGAAGCUUAUGAACGUGAGCUUUCCUACCAAAGGUUUGAUGGCUCCUUCAGUGCUUUUGGAGACAGUGAUGAUUCUGGCAGCACAUGGCUGUCAGCGUUCGUGCUCAGGUGUUUCCUCCAGGCUCAGGACUUCAUUUACAUCGACCCGAUGGUGAUGCAGAGGACAGCAUAUUGGCUGCUGGCUCAUCAGAACGCUGACGGUUCAUUUGACGAGCCGGGCCGGGUCAUCCACACAGAGCUCCAGGGAGGACUGGAUGGGCCAGUGUCUCUCACCGCAUACGUCCUUAUAGCACUUCUGGAAGACGCUGAAUACAGGAGUGCAUAUGAAGGCAGCAUUUCUUCUGCCGUGAGUUUCCUGACGUCUCGACUGUCUCAGGGAAUCUCCAGUAACUACAGCCUGUCUGUAGUCACCUAUGCUCUGUCACUGGCCAACAGCACCGCCGCCCCAUCAGCCCUCACUGAGCUGUUGAACAGAGCACUAAUUGUUGAUGGAGUGCCAACCUGGAGACCCCCAGCCAAUGUCCUGUACAAUUCCUGGCAGCCAAGUUCAGCAGAAAUUGAGAUGUCGGCCUACGUACUGCUCGCCAUGCACAGACUCAAACUAAUGGAUGAAGGAUUCACUCUGGUGAAGUGGCUCAGUAAGCAAAGAAACCAUCUUGGUGGAUAUGGAUCCACUCAGGAUACAGUGAUGGCGUUGCAUGCACUGUCAGUCUAUGCCACCUUCAGCAGCGCAGAGUCCAUAGAUCUCAGCAUCACUGUGAACGGUGCCUUUGGAACUGUUGCCAUAUUCAACAUAGACAGAUACAAUUACCUGCUCCAGCAGAGCCACGAACUGCCCAUUGAAGCAGAAGAGGGGGUUGAUAUUGAGGUGGUGGCAGAGGGUAAAGGCUUUGCUCUGUUUCAGCUUAAUGUGUUCUACAACGUGAUGAACCUGAGAACGUCGCUCAGACGGCGUGACAUACACACAGAUGAGGCCUUUUAUUUGUAUGUAGACGUAAUGGACAAUGAGGAGUUCAAUGUAAACCUUCACAUAUGUUUCAGGCUGCGGGAGGUCCAGGGCCUGAAACAGACGGGUAUGGCCAUACUAGAUGUGGGUUUACUCACGGGGUUCAGUUUGGCCCAAAACGGUGUCCAGCUAAAUGAUAUAGUCAGAAGAGUAGAGACACCUUCAGGACGAGUUACACUUUAUUUAGACACGGUGACCACAAUGGAAAGGUGCGUUGAAAUAUCCACCAUCCUGGAAUUUAAGGUGGUCAAUGUCCAAGAUGCUGUGGUCAUGAUCUAUGAUUACUAUGAGCCCCGAAGGAGGACAGUGCGGUCCUACACAUCUGAGACAAGACGGGACAUGUCUGUGUGUUCGCUAUGUGGGCCGGAUUGCUCCCAGUGUGGGGUUCGAGACACCUGGGCGACUGACGGGACGUCAUCCAUUAAUCAACAUCCACUUCUGGCUCUAAGUUUGACCACAGCACUCAUCAUCCUCCUGUCAAUCUGCAACUAGUGUUUACCCUAAAUCAAAACCAUUGUAAUCAGUAACACGAUAACACAAGCAAAAUUUAUGUGUACAUUGUUUUUAACAAAAAUCUGUAAAUGUGAAAAAAUUCUGUGUACAUUUUAUGUAUGAAAAUUGGUGCAUUUAGUUCAGUGCAACAAUGAAUGAUUUU